Enhydra lutris kenyoni (northern sea otter) is the source of this 1456-nucleotide messenger RNA. Its product is annotated as homeobox A1. Gene Ontology annotation, molecular function: RNA polymerase II cis-regulatory region sequence-specific DNA binding; DNA-binding transcription factor activity, RNA polymerase II-specific. The transcript has 2 exons. Gene Ontology annotation, cellular component: nucleus. Bases 335 to 1339 code for a protein of 334 amino acids. Gene Ontology annotation, biological process: regulation of transcription by RNA polymerase II. NCBI's taxonomy places the organism in Eukaryota, Metazoa, Chordata, Mammalia, Carnivora, Mustelidae. The record is from RefSeq and is a predicted model, not a curated record.
AGAGCUCCGAAAUCUGCCCUUGCAGCCGCCGCAGAUGCUGCCGCCGCCUGGGCUGCCUGGGGGGGCGACUGCGCGUCACCUAGACUGAGGAGCGCCGGGGAUUUAAAUGCCACUGAAACGGUGAUCCAUCACCGCGGGAGCCAGCAAACUUUCGCAGGAGGCUCCGCCAUUGGCUGACUUAGUCACGUGCCCCUCCCCCAGCGCCCUCCGCCCUCGCGCCCCCCCUCUUGCGCACUGUACAUUCAUAUCAUUUUUCUUCUCCGGCCCCAUGGAGGAAGUGAGAAAGUUGGCACGGUCACCCAGGGCUUCGCAGGACCCCGUCCCUCAGUGACAGAUGGACAAUGCAAGAAUGAGCUCCUUCCUGGAAUACCCCAUCCUCAGCGGUGGCGACUCAGGGACCUGCUCAGCGCGAGCCUACCCUUCCGACCAUGGAAUUACAACUUUCCAGUCGUGCGCGGUCAGUGCUAACAGCUGUGGCGGCGACGACCGCUUCCUAGUGGCCAGGGGGGUGCAGAUCAGCCCACCCCACCACCACCACCACCACCAUCACCACCCCCAACCGGCCACCUACCAGACUCCCGGGAACCUGGGGGUGUCCUACUCCCAUUCGAGUUGUGGUCCAAGCUACAGCGCGCAGAACUUCAGCGCGCCUUACAGCCCUUACGCGUUAAAUCAGGAAGCAGAAGUAAGUGGUGGGUACCCCUCGUGCGCUCCCGCAGUUUACUCUGGAAAUCUCUCAUCUCCCAUGGUCCAGCAUCACCACCACCACCAGGGUUAUGCCGGGGGCGCGGUGGGCUCGCCUCAGUACAUUCACCACUCAUAUGGACAAGAGCACCAGAGCCUGGCCCUGGCCACGUAUAAUAACUCCUUGUCCCCUCUCCACGCCAGCCACCAAGAAGCCUGUCGCUCCCCUACAUCAGAGACGUCUUCUCCAGCGCAGACCUUUGACUGGAUGAAAGUCAAAAGAAACCCUCCCAAAACAGGGAAAGUUGGAGAGUACGGCUACGUGGGUCAACCCAAUGCAGUGCGCACCAACUUCACCACCAAGCAGCUCACUGAGCUGGAAAAGGAGUUCCACUUCAAUAAGUACCUGACGCGGGCCCGUAGGGUGGAGAUUGCCGCAUCCCUGCAGCUCAAUGAGACCCAGGUGAAGAUCUGGUUCCAGAACCGCCGGAUGAAGCAAAAGAAACGAGAGAAGGAGGGCCUCUUGCCCAUCUCUCCUGCCACCCCGCCAGGAAGUGAGGAGAAGGCUGAGGAAUCUUCAGAGAAGUCCAGCUCUUCACCCUGCAUUCCUUCUCCGGGAUCUUCUACCUCAGACACUCUGACUACCUCUCACUGAGGCCCACCCAGCCCCAGACUCCGCAGCCCAGGCUACUCAGAGGGCUGGGGACUUCUUACCCAAAGCACAUUCUUAGCUUAUCUUCCUUUCCAUUUACAGUCUCUCUGUUCCUUUCUG